Molecule: messenger RNA, 393 nt
Organism: Patella vulgata (common limpet)
Lineage: Eukaryota; Metazoa; Mollusca; Gastropoda; Patellidae
Product: adenosine receptor A2b-like
Exons: 2
Coding region: 1-393 (130 amino acids)
Biological process (GO): G protein-coupled receptor signaling pathway
Cellular component (GO): membrane
Molecular function (GO): G protein-coupled receptor activity
Source: RefSeq, a predicted model, not a curated record
AUGGUUUCCUUAACCGUUGCAGACAUAUUUGUUGGCUGUGUUGCAAUAGCGACCUUCGUAACCCGUGGUAGAGACUUCACACUUCAUUCGUGUUUAGUUCGCUUUGGAUUUACUAUAACCGCAAUACAAACUUCAAUUCAGUGUUUGUUAUGGAUAGCCAUAGACCGUUAUAUUGCCAUAAAGCAUGCUUUGGCCUAUACUAGAAUCAUGACACCGUGCAAAGUUGCCCAGAACUGUUAUUUAAAAGAUAUAGUUGGAACAUACCUGCUGCUGCUUGGAUUUUCUAAUUCAUUUUUUAAUCCUUUGAUAUACGCCUUUCGGAGUAAAGAUUUCCGUGUGGAUUUUUCCAGUAUGGUGAGGCGUGUAUGUCAUAAGAUAAAUUGUAAUAGCUAA